Molecule: messenger RNA, 10655 nt
Organism: Paramisgurnus dabryanus
Lineage: Eukaryota; Metazoa; Chordata; Actinopteri; Cypriniformes; Cobitidae
Source: RefSeq, a predicted model, not a curated record
CCUGAACCCCCUUCAACAAACAAGUGGCAACUAGAUAAGUUUCUAAACAAAGUAAAUCCCCACAAUAAAACACUAAUUACCACACAAUCAAAUAGUCAUGGGAUUAACAGGUCUCAACCGGAUGAAAGCCAAGCAACUGAAAACCAGACCUCCAACAAGAGCAAGCCCACCGCAGCACUGGCACCAGCAGAAACCAAGGACAGAGCUUUGCUCAGUCCCAUCCGAGAGAAGGCCAAACCCAAGACUGGUCAGAAAGCUCCAGACAGCAAAAGCACCAAGGUAAAAUCACCAGCCUCAGUGGAGCUAGCACCUCCCAGGAGAAGCACUGGCAAGAAACAGCCAAAGAAGGUGGAGAGAUCCUCCAGCAGCGAGGAGCACAACUGGCCCAGACCGGGAAAUUCAAGUUCGACCCCGAAAGAGAAAGAGCCUCCACCUUUAGAACCUCCCAAACCUAGAGGGAAGGGUCCUGGGGUCAAGACAGCUCCGAGAAAGGAACCCCGGACCACCACAGCAAACGCUGCACCUGCAAAUAUCACACCUGUUCCAGAUAAGAAGAAGCACAGAGGACCCAACAAGAUUAUCCCCAAAUCUAAGGAAUUCAUAGAGACCGAGUCGUCUUCAUCCGAGUGCCACUCGGACCCAGAAGAGCUUUCCAAGGUCCAACUUCCCUGCCCUGGUCCUAACACCCUAAGCCUGAAAUCUAAGGAUUGCAACAGCAAUAUCCUAAGUGUUAGUAGCCUUACUAGUACAAGCAGCACUUCUAUUCCUGACCCAGGUGCCUCAGAUCUCCUGGAAGAGCCUCUCUUUUCCCCCAUCCCCAUUGUGCAAAAUGAACUUUUGUCACCGCUAAGAGAUUUUGAGGAGGUCAAGUCACUUUGGGUUAAGAUCGAACUCAGGUUCCUGUCUCGGAUCCCGGGGCAGGACGUCCCAGAACCUCCGCCAACCAAGGCAGAGUGCCGGGAAGUCAGCGUCAAACACAGGCGGCAACAGUCACCAGCCUCCAUCCCUGUAGAGAAAAACCCUAGUAAAUCAAAGAGGAAACACAAGUCUGAGCACUGUGACGUGAUGAGUGGAGGCAAGAAGCUCAGGAUGGACAAAGAAGCUCUUCUUCUUCCUCCCUGUAUCUCUCCUAUACACAACCACAAGGUCUCCAGCACAAAAGAUACGUUAAAGAAGCAGCCUCGCAAGCGUGAAGAGAAGCUGUUGCCCCCACUGCUGUCGCCGCUGUCAGACGAGCCGGUGGGCCGCCAACGGAGAAGUAGUGAAUGCAGCUCCCUCAGUCAGGAGGGAAGCACCUCCACCCUCACCAGCACCUUGACCUCCACCCGACCAAUAACUGCCUCCACCUCCUCAUCACACAAGCACCACAAAGGAGAGAACAAAGCCUUCUCCCAUUCCAAGACCAGCAGUGAGGAAGACGGUCACAUCAAGACGUCCAGCAGUUUUCACAGCAACAGUCAGUCAGACACGGACCUCUGGUCGAACCCUUCAGCUCUGUCCGUUGAGGACAUGGAACCGAGAAGGCCAAAACUCACGUUUAAUAACACAGUUCACAAUGCAGAUUACUACAUGCAAGAAGCCAAGAAGCUAAAGCACAAGGCAGACGCUUUGAUGGACAAGUUCGGCAAAGCUGUGAAUUACGCCGAUGGGGCGCUCUCGUUCAUCGAAUGCGGCAAUGCCAUGGAACGAGACCCAUUAGAGGCCAAGUCACCUUACACGAUGUACUCGGAAACAGUAGAGCUCAUCAGGUAUGCGAUGAGAUUAAAGAACUUCACUAGUCAUUCCGCCACAAUAGCUGAGAAGAAACUCGCUGUACUGUGCAAUCGCUGUUUGUCACUUUUGUAUUUGCGAAUGUUCAAACUGAAGAAAGAUCACGCAAUGAAGUAUUCACGCUCGCUAAUGGAGUAUUUCAAGAAUUCUGCGAAAAGUUCCCAAGCACCUUCGCCGUGGGGAGCCAAUGGAAAGAGCACAGGUACGCCGUCUCCCAUGUCUCUGAGUCCGUCUCCCGUCAGCUCUGUCAGCAGUGGAGCCAUGGGUUCGUCCUCUGCCUCUGGAAGUGUGGCCAUUCCUCAACGCAUCCACCACAUGGCAGCAAGUCACGUCAACAUAACCAACAACAUCCUGCGCAGCUAUGAACACUGGGAAACCGCUGACAAGCUGGCUCAGGAAAGUCAAGAGUUCUUUCAGGAGCUGGACUCAGUAAUGGAACCGUUGACGCAGCACAGCAGCAUGACAGAACUGGUGCGAUACGUACGCCAAGGAUUGCACUGGCUCCGGCUGGAGGCCCAUUUGUUAUAGUGCUGGCGCUUCCACUGUGCUCUUUCUCUCUCGCUGUCAUUCUCACUCUCUUCCCCACCGUUCAUCUCUACCUCCACUAUCUUCGCCAUCUCUGGAGCCCCGAGGGUAGUCGACAGUUAACCACUAGCGAGCCUUCGAACUGUGAGUUAUUCCCAGGAGAGUGCAUCAGGACCCAUUUUGGAACGCCACAGACUGGAUUACCCGGAAGGACGGAACGUCGCUGCGUCGUAGUGAAACGCAUGGGCUACAUGGACAGAUACCACAGCUGUAGCAGCGAGCAAGUUAACCGAAUGAACAAAAACCUAGCUGGUGAUCUCUGUUUUGGGGGUCAGGCAAACUUAGACACGUUAUUAUUUGGGUAGCUACCGAACUGUAGCUUUGUACAUUUUGUGCAUUUACGUAGCUAGCUACCCAACAACAAUCGUUUUGUUCAGUAAGCCGACCCAAAACAGAAACCCGGUCACAGAAGUUUAAAGUAACGUUUGAUAUCAUGCCCCCUACAGUGUACUUGAAAUUGCAACGUGGCCAAUUUCAAAACAUUAUAUGAAGCUUGUGUAGCAAGAAGCAUUGGCGUACUUGUGUACUGUAUGUUUUGAGCUUAUGCUGCGUUUACACCAACCGCGGUAAAGGCGUGAAGCGUGAGUGAUUUCAAGUCAAUGUGAAGAUGCGUUGAUGCGCGUCAAGAGGUCCCGCGGCGCGGAAGACGCGUUUCCGCCUCUUUUUGCAGCGUUGUGCGUGGUACGCGCGGUGUGCGCGAAUGGUGCUUUUUGUGUAUUUUGCGGUUCACGCGAAUUUGCGGCUGACGCCCGAGUUGAAAAAUGUGAACUUUAGCGGAAUUUUGCUCCCCGUUAACCAAUCAGCAGCCUGCUUGCUGCUGUGGUGGCAGCCUCGCCCGGGGUCACUCAUUCAACCAACGCUUGAUGUCCGUGCGCAGUCACCCAGGGCUAUACCACACAAGUUCUUAUUUCUAUAGAGGAGAAAGGAAUAAAAAGGACCUCGCUUGGAAGAGUGUCAGUGAGGACAUUGGGCAACCUGGUAGUUGUAAUACACACUUCACUUUUGAGUCACGUGACGUUUAUCGACCCGCGUCGUUUAUUUUCCCCCUAUAGUAAGGUUACCAAAUACAAACUGGUAACUCUCUUGAUAAAUGCACAAUCAACAUCAGUCAUCUUGCAAACAGACAACCGCAUAGCACAAGAAGCGGGGUUUGCCUCUGACGCGCGUCAAAUGCUUGCUUUUUCCACGCGUCUACUCCGCUCUACACGCGCGAAUGCAUCCAAAUUGUUCAAGUGACAAACCAUGCGCAGUAGACGCGAUUUUGACACCCGAAACGUGGUUGGUGUAAACUCAGCAUUAGCCCCAUGGAGUUAAAGGGAUCGUUCACCCAAAAAUUUAUGAGCCCCAUUCACUUUCAUAGUAGGAAUAAAGAAUACAAUAGAAGUGAAUGGGGCUCACAAACAAUUUGAUUAAAAUAUCUUUCUUUGCAUUCAGUUUAUACAGGUUUGUAACAACAUGAGUGAGUAAAUGAUGACUGAAUUGUCCAUUUUUUUUGUUUGUUUUUUGGUGAACUAUCCCUUUAAGACACACUCGGUUAGGGUAAGCAUAUAAACUGAGCUGUUAACAUCUCAUACUCAUUUUCAGGUAUAUUCAAGACCCAUGUUGGUCUAUUCGAAAUCGCACUUAUCCGUCAAGGCUACGCUAGUCAGAUUGGUUCUCUCAGAUGUUGCCAUCAUUCUGUUGUACCGCACUAUGAUUGUUUGCUUGUUGCUUUCACUCCCAAGAUCUUACUAGUUUGCCAUUCAGAGACAGAUGAGCGAUUUCCCUUUAUGCGCAUAUGAGAGAUUGAUACUUCUGUAAGUGGCAUCAGAGAAAUUUUUUCAAUAUGUACCAUAUUGACUGUGUAGUAUAUGACAGCUACUUUAACUGUUCGGUGUUUGUUCAAUCUUGCAUGUUAACGCGGAGAGCUCGAGGUAGAAGUGAAAGACAUCGGCGAGCGCUACGACGAAUCGAUGUGUUUUUUGCUAUCAUUCCAGCAUCUUUGGAUCGAUCGAACUUAACAUUAGGUCGCUAUCUGUAGAGAGUUUAUUAACGCUUGUAUUUUAACAUCGCAUUUUUCCAUUUCAGGAGACAUUCGCGAACAAAACAAGUCAGUGUUUUUGGACCUCCACAAUUGUGAUCAAAUCACAAAUGUUUUCAUUUUUUUUUCACGCAUAAACUCUUUAUCGAUGAAUUUAAUGUUAAUAUGAGAAAUUGUUUCUGUAAAAUACAGUUUCUCCGUGCAGGUCUGAUCGUAAGUGUGUCCAUAUGUGUGUGAAGCAGAUCUUGUGUUCAUCUUGUAUUGCAUAGGUUCAUGCAUCGAUCUAUCAUGUGAAUGUCAGACUGUGAGAGUGACAGAGAGGAUGUACUGUAUGUGUGAAAUGAACAUUUCACUAAGAUUUUUCAAAAGUGCCUGCGUAUCCGAUGGAAAUUUAUUAGAGUCUAUAUUUAAGAAUGAUACUGGAUCCGAAUGAUUUUCCAUACCAUAUUGGUAUAUCCAAUGUUUUUGUUUUCAUAACAUAAUUAUUUAUUUAUUUACUUUGUAAAAUGUUUGUAUCUGUUUUGGCUUUAACGUUCAACUUUGUAAAAAAAGAUGUACAUUUCAGGAUUUCAUUUUCUGCUCUGAUGAUGAUAGAAAAUGACCUAAAAUUCUUGGUACAUUUCAAUUCUUUACGUAUUGUGCAGCUGAAUAUGCUUUCCUCAUUUGCUCCUAACUCUGGUUGUUUCAAGGCAAGUUUCACGUACCGUAGCGAGAAGUUCAAUAAAUCAAACAUAGUGCAAUACAGACUGUAGCACAGCGAGGAUGAAUAGCAAUACUUUAUGAUAAAUAUUCAAAUCAUCCAGCAACUAUAAAAAAGGUAUUUUAUCCCAAAAAUUAACCGCAAAGCAAAAUAAAUCAAAGCGAGACAAUUUUCACUUCGUUGACGUCCGUUGAUGCAAGACUAAAAGUAUCUUUAUGCAAAAAAUUCCCAUUACAAUGUUACCAGCUGUUAUCUUACUUGUGUGAAGUCAGUUUUUCAAAUGCGUUUGGCUUGUGCAGCAUCUGCUGUCGUGCAUGUUUGAGUUCUGCCGGAGAAAUCUGUGGCCCUCCGGCAGCACACUGACUCACAUUCAGUCAAAUAAACAACCUGCUCUGCCUAUCACAUGCACCUCUAUUGCCCACGCUUUGACUUGCACUGAAAAACACAUGAAUAGUUUUUGAAACAUUUAUAUGUUGCUUCUCCCUAUAAAUGUUUAGUUCAUAGGCUGAAAGAGCAAAUACAUUUGUGAAUAUUUUGAGACAAAUAUCAAUACUAUCAAUAGAGCAAUGUAAUAAUGAAAUGCAGGCACAAUGCCAUGGAAAACCAAGUGAAUUUCUUUUAGAGGACUCUACAGUAGGUUUGUAACUUAAAAUGUGGAAACCUGAUAUGUGACCCUGUCUGUGAAAUCCAGGCUAAUGUGUCAUAAUAAAAUUUUGAGAUUAAGACAAUCAACGUUUAUUUUCACAUUGAUUUUAAUCGUUGACGUGACCUUACGCAGUCAAUAUUGAAUAUAUCAAGGUUAUAUUUUAACAGAAUUAUGUGGGAUGAUUUUAUGGCUUUUCACGGAAAGGGUUACAUAUAUUCAUUACAAUGGUAUUAUAGAACUAAUCUGUAUUUUAAAUAGCAACAACACAAAUAUUUAUUAAUUGCAUAAAUCAUUCUCUUAUUCUGAUGUUUAAUUGAAAAGGUUUUAGCUUUAAAUACAAAAAAUGUUCAAUAUGUAUCAAAUACUAAUCAAACCGUAAUAAAUAUUAACAGUACUGUGCAAAGUCUUAGGCCACCAUGCCAAAAUUAGAUUUGUUGUUUUUGCAAUGUCAUAGUGAUCAUAUAUAAUUGUUUCUCUGUCUCUUUAAUAGAAUACAUCCAGAAAAUACAGGAAAUGUGUAUAUAGUAUUAAAAACUGUAUAAAAAUGUAAACUGAUGUGUCAAGUUUUUAGGAUAAACUCCUCUUCCACUUGAGCAAUAGCAGGAAAUUGCAGGAUUUCUUAAACCUAAAUAAAAUUAAAUCCUCAUUUCUAAUUUUAAAGAAAUUAGUUUUUUUACUUCAUUAUGCGCAAAAACGCUCAAGAUGCCUUAAGAAGACAUUUAAUCCUGAAAAUUUAAUUAUUAUUUUUUUUGUUCAUAUUUCCUGUAUUUUCUGUUUGUAUCUUAACUCAUUCACCACCUGCCUUUUUGAGAAAAAUUGCCCACCUGCAUUUUUGUGAUUUUAACAAAAGUUUCACAAAAUUCCUUGCAAGAAAAAUUAUCUUCUAUAAAUAUAUAAACAUACAAAUUAUAUCAAAUUAAAGAACACACCUUCUGCUUUCAAACCAACAAAAAACAAACAAACAAACAAAAUGGGGAAAAACUUUCAUUAUAUAUUUACUUUUUCCACUUAAUUUAACCACUGAAAUAUGGAUAUUUCUCUUCAAAAAUACAACAUUUUGAGCAAAAAGCUUAAAAAAUUGCAUUUUUGUGAAGGAAUUUAUGUUAGAAAUCAAACUCAGAAUGACUAUCAAACAUAAAGGCAGUUAAAAUAAAUCAUUAAAUCUUUUUAACUUCUGUUUUUGAUAAAUUCGGUUUCGGUCCAUCUAGUGGAUAAAAGCGGUAUUACACUUUCACUUUGAAAUUCGUCCAGAAAGGCAUAUUUAUUAGUUAAAUAUUAACUCAUAAUUGACGAGAUAACUCGUCAAUGGCGGUGAAUGAGUUAAUAAAAUAGAUUGAAAAAUAAAUAUGGAUGGACAUUAAAACUUCUAAAACAUGCCUGGUGGUGGAGGCCUAAGACUUUUUCACAGUACAGUACAUUGUAAUAAUGCAUUUUACCUUACCUCAGAUAAGUUCAUGAAGACAACAUUGGGUCAUUGCUAUUGCAUUUACAGAUUAUCAAAAUGCAGAGGUGUAUAAUACUUAAGUAUUUUAGUUACAUUUUCCAACCAUCUGUGCUUUAUCAGAGUGUUUGUCUUGGGGAAAAAAAUAUUUUCUUUACUAAAAAAUGUUCACUACAUUCUAAAGCAUAGAAUCAUACUGUGUAUUUAUUAUAUAUUGCAUAUUAAAAUUAAUUUAAUGCCUAAUUACAUAAAAAUUGUGUACUUUUACUUUAUUGAGUAAAAGUAUGAAAAUAAUAUUUACUUAAGUAAAAGUACAACAAAUAACUAAAUGUUUAAUGUACUUAAAUAUUAAAUAUAAACCAACAACUUAAAAUGAUGAAAUGUAGUGGAGUAAAUAUUAUGAUAAUAUGUUUUGGAAUGUAUGUUUUCUAAAGACUUUUACUUUUAUGUAGAAAAAAAAAUACUUAAGUACUAUACAACUCUGUCAAAAUGUUAUGCAGAACAAAUGCAUAUUUUGCAUUGUAUAUUCAUUGGGCUUAUAGAGAUUGUGCAUACAGUAGUAGUGUCAGAGUACGCAAAUGAUUUGGUUGCAUUUUAUUUUAUAGGAUGUAAAUUAUAGUGUAUUUAAUGCAAUAGUUCACCCCAAAAUGAAAGCACAUAUGACUUUCACAGUUAAAUAAUAUCCUGACUUUUUUGAGCUUGGAUAGUGCCCCAAAUUGAAAGAUCCAAAAGUACAUCAAUCGAAAACUAAUCCAUACAGCUAUUAAAUGUCUUCUGAAGGGAAGCCAUGGGUUUAUGUAAUGUUGGGUCAGAGGUCAGCCUCCAGCUCACUAUGGCACCAUCCAAUGUCAUAAUGAAGCUGAAAAGAGCCAGGAUAUUAUUUAAACUGUGUUUGGCUAAUGAGAAAGUCAUAUAGGAUUGAUGAGGGGGAGUAAAAUAUGGGCUAAUUUUCAUUUUGGGUGAACUGUUCCUUAAUGACUGCUAACUCCAUAUAUGGGUUACGUUUAGGUUCAGGGCUGGUACAUACACUGUAAAAAUUCAUCGUUGCAUUUAAAUUUUAAGAUUAAUCAACUUGAAUUUACAAUCAAUUUCAACUUUCUUGACUAUUGAGGAGUUGCUAUAAAUUAUAAAAAUAAAGUUGAUAUAACUUAACCCCUAAAAAAGCCUAAACAGGACACUAAUUUUACCUGCUGUGUUAAUUGUUUCUUAAAAUUGUUAACAUCAUUUGAAUCACAAGGAUCUCAGCUUUCCAAAGAUAUGUGAAAUGUUAAUCUUUUUGUUUUUGAGUUGUUUUGAGUUUUCUCUCAAAGAAGUCAGCGUUCCUCUUACGUUUGGACUUUUAUUUUUAUAUUUUAUUGCAACUACUUACUAGUCAAGAAAGUUGAUUCAACUUAAAAAUGUUAAGUGUAACAAGACAUUUUUUUACAAUGUAGCAUAGUACUGGACUUAAAAAUAAUAUGCUACCAAUAUUUGUUAUCUUAAUACCAGGAUAUGUGACAUAUAUUCUGAAAAGAGAUGAAAAUAUAUUUCUAAGCGUUUCAUGAUCAGGGCUAUAAACACAACUAUGCCAUUUCUAAUAAUGUGAUUUAAGUUUAUUUACAUUUGCUGUAAUUCAGACUACUUUAAAUAAGCAUGACGGUGUUUCUUGUUAAAUAACGGAAAUGCAGUUAGCAAUUAACCCUACUCACUGUCUAUCUCAAUGGGCUUUACUACGGCGAAAAAGCCUAUCAGGAAGAACAAUCUCCAAUUACAGAUGGCUCAGCUGGAGGCUUUCUAUUCGCUCCGCAAAUUAAACAUGUAAAUAGCUCUUCUUUACCGCAAAACACCACAUCAUGUUAGUCAAUUAAAGAUCUUCCAGUUCCCACGCUGACAAACAGACGGCCUGUGGUACGUUUAAAAAGACGGGCAUUGGUUAUUUGAUUCAUCAAAAAGGGCCUUCAUUAGUAUUAAACAUAAGCACUUCUCUGGUUAUAUAUUUCAAACUGAAUAAUCUAUAUAAGGCAAGUUUAUCAAACCACAUAGGGACUUAAUGUUGUUUUAAUUGAUUCAAUUGCACGUUAUAAAGUCAGUUUCUAACUUCAUCAGAGAUUUCUUUAUUAAACACUAUUUUUAAAUGCCUUGUUAUCAAUGUAAACUGUAACGAAUCAAAGAGCAGUUAUUUACAGUCUCGUCCAGUUUGUGUUUUUCUGUACAAUAUAGAGUUGUGCACUAUGAUUUGUCUUUUUGAGAUUGUACCUGUAUCAAGGCAUUGCAUUUGACCCCAAACCAUCCACAGCUUUCAGUCAAUGAAGAUAUGCAACAUCUCAUCGCUUCCAAAUAUAUCAGCCUUCCUGCCAUAAGAUCCUACUUUCAGUUUGUCAUAAUGUCAGCAUCUGGAGAUCAUAGUCUUGGUUUUUGAAUCUCGGUGUACAGAAUAGUAAAGCUACGAUGGAUUUCUUAAAGAUGAUAAGUAUUUACUCAACAAGGCAAUACUUCUUACUUAAGGUGGAUUGAUAUAAGCCAUUGAAGUAACCAAAUGAAAGGCAAUGUGUUGAAGUACAACGGUGGCAUGGACUAUGCCGCAUCUUAUACUGGCAAAAUCUAAAACUGAAAUUGGAGCAACGUCCCAAAGAGAAGUUAAUCUCGAUCGAGCCUUAUGGGAAAUGAUGUCAUUUCCUUUUCCUGUGGUUUUAGAAAUGCAGCCAUCACACUAUGAGGAAAGUUUCAAGGUUUGGAUAAAAUAUGCAAACAGAUUUAUGUGGAAAAAAAUUGUGGCGACGAAACACAAAUUUCUUACGAGUUUUAAUGCUGCAUGAAUCUUUGUACAAGCCACAAUGUCAUAUUUAAAGUUGCAUUUAAAACUCAAUUUCAAUGACGUCAGUAUUGUUAUAUGUUGUAGACAUAUUUAAAUCUAUCUGAAAGCAGUUCUGUGAAACUUGCGCUUUAUAGAAAUGCCUCAAUGCUACCUAUUGCCUAAAAGGAUGUUGGUUUGACGUCGAGAAAGAGACGGAUUUCUACUUCAAGUAAACAGCCUUUAUCUUGUGAAGGUAUCGGCUGUGAAGGAUGGACAGAGUUGUACACAUUAAUUGCAAUGACAGAAGAUUUCAAUGUUCUGGCAUGCUGUAGAACUGUUUGUUUUUGUUUGGUUUGUUAUUUUUGUACAGAGCAGGUAACCUGCAAUGCUUUGAAUUUAUACAUUGUAUAGUUGUACGAAUUCAUUUUCAAAUACGUUAAGUAUCGAAAAACCUUCCUGCCUGGUUAGCUUUGUAUUUCAAAUGUGUUGCACAAGUCUGGCAAUUUUUUUAUUCUUCUUUUUUUGGCUAUUGUAUGUUUAUUUUAUAAUAAAACUGUCAAACGUAAUGAACAAAAUUGAGAUGUAGUUAUGUUGUUUUUAAAUGUUUAAUGUCUGUAUAAAAAUGAUGAAUAAAAAUGGUAUGAGCCAAGAAUUUCUGACCCAAAUAUGAAUAAUUCAGGGUUUGUAUUUCUUAAAAAGGAGUUUAUGCUUAACUAUUUC